AUACUUUUCAUCUGAGUACCUGCUCAGACUCUUUGCCUUCGUCUUGAUUGGCCGUCUUGGCCAAAAUCCUCUUGAAUGAUUUCAAACCAAUCCUUUGGAAGCGGGGGAGGACUGCGCUAAUUCCUAACCGGGAAAGGAUUCAAUCCCCCUACGUUUACCCCUCACGGAGGAGAAGCCUGAAGGCGUGUAUGGUCUUCGGAGCGUUCCUUUCUUGCCUGGAAUGAACAUGGAAUUUUCAAAAGUGCAAUCACAUUGCGCCUUCGUGAUUUAACGUUUACAGUGGGAUACUCCAACGUGGAUUUUACAAAAAAAUAUUUGCUGAUUUCAUGUCUGGUAAGCCUAGAUAUUUUAGAGCUACUGGCGUCCUAGAAUUAUCUGCACAUGCUACAGAGAAUAUCUCCACCACACAGUGACAUUUGCUAACGUUGACGUUAGGGCUCUUACAAUGAUGGAGCCAACGUUAUGACUCGAAAACCUAAUUUUUACGUUAAGAUAUCGAGCGUUUUAACUAUUGUUUUAUGAUAUAAUCAUAAAAUAUCGCAAUAUAGUCCAACAAACUGUAGAGUGUUUUAAAUUAGUUAACCCAAGCAACAUUCGACACGGCUGGCUGGACGUGGGUGGGAGGGAACGGUUGAUACGGGUGAAAGUCGUCAAUCAAGAUCAUAGAUUCCGUGGAGUUGUUGUAACUUGGUUAGUGUGAUCUGAUGAUUUUGAGUGAAACUGUGCAACAGAUUAGCAUGUAUUUGCAUUCCGUUACAAUGACUCAGUUGAGGCUCGGAUAACUGUUCUAACGCGGACCGUGGAAAUAAAUAUUAGCCUACCCGAGGAUAUGGCGAAAAAUUGCACUGACGGACUAAGGGAUGACCUUAGUAAGGUUUCAGACGAUGAACUAUUAAGAUGCAGCAAGGAGGAUCUGGUCAAAAGACUGAGAAAGGUGGACAGCGAGAAAAUGAACUUAAUGAUAGAACACGGCAACAUGAUGAAAGAUGUCAAUCGUCGGCUGCAGGUGCAUUUGCACGAGAUUCGAAAUCUGAAAGAGAUCAACCAGAAACUUCAGGAUGACAACCACGAGCUCCGGGAGCUCUGCUGUUUCUUGGACGAUGACAGGCAGAAGGGCAAGAAACUGUCACGGGAGUGGCAGCGCUUUGGCAGGUACACGGCGAGCGCCAUGUGGAAAGAGGUGGGCCUGUACCAGCAAAAGCUCAAGGAGCUCGAGGUCAGCCAAGAGAGCAUGGUGCGUGAGAAUUCGGACUUGAAAGAAAUCAUCCUCAUGCUGGACGAGGAGAGGAAUGGAGCGGGGUCACGAAGCUCCAUCGACAGCCAGUCGAGCUUGACCAACCUGAAUGGGGGGACGAACAACGUUCGAGACGUGGGAGACGGGAGCAGCACCUCCAGCACGGGAAGUGCGGGCAGUCCGGACCACCACCACAAUCACGCACACAAAACUGGGGAGACCAAAGUGGGGACGACCAUAAGGAGGUCUAUGGAUGACCUCUCGGCUCCACAUCACCACAGAAGUAUUCCUAAUGGUCUCAAUGAGUCAUCUUCAAAUUACAUCCGACAACUGGAGACCAAGGUGCGCAUUCUCGAGGACGACAAGAACAAGCUCCUCUCUCAGCCCGGAGGCCGAUAUAGCUUGUCAAAGAUACAAACCAAGCCUGGAGGCCGAUAUAGCUUGUCAAAGAUACAAACAAAGCAGCAAAGUAACCUUGGAGAUCUGCGCGCCCUGAGGAAGGGCAUGACCCUGUACCACUCUGAGUCGCAGCUGUCCUCACUGCCCCAGCGCCAGGAGGCCAUGCUCAACGGCACCAGGGGUCUGCCCACCAGCGAGUCCUCCCCUUCGGCUGGCUUCCUGAGCUCUGCGCAGAAGCCAGAGGCCGUGGUGCACGCAAUGAAGGUCCUUGAGGUUCAUGAAAAUCUGGACAAGCAGCUUCCUGAGGACUACGAGGAGGACCUCAGCGAGAAGGAAAAAGCUAUCGUGCGGGAGAUGUGCAACGUGGUAUGGCGCAAGCUGGGUGAUGCUGCCGGAUCAAAGCCGUCCAUCCGACAACACCUCUCUGGGAAUCAGUUCAAAGGGCCGCUGUAGCCGCCUCACCCGCUCUCUCUCUCCCCCGCUGUCUCUGUGGCACCCAGGGGAACAUGCUCACCCUGAAUCACCUACCCAUAAACCACUGCAGCGUUGGGACACAGCAGCAGCGCACCCCAAAGUGCUCCCCAUGUAGACAACAGAACACUGUCCUCAACCAUCUCUCCUAGUCGCUUUUAUAAACACACACACACACACACAACGAACUUCCUGCAUAAAACUUGGCACGCAGCUCCCACUUCCAUUCUGCCCCGCAAGCCUGCAAAUGGGGCAAAUGGGGCGUUUAAUGACCGGCAGCUUGUUCCACCAACACACGAACCAUCUCUGGCUCUUUCUCGAUGUUUACUUAGUAUUUCAAUAAGUGAUGAACAGACACCUCCCUUGUGUGUGUUACGUGCUGAACACCUUUCUCCACAGAGGGGACAGCUGCAGGCGAGCGUCGACUUCCCCUCACACAACAAACGUUUUUCUGCACUUCUGUAGUUUUUGACUCAGCUACACUUAUGGGUGUUUGCCACUAGUGAACCCACACGUGAAAAAACAACCUCCAGGUGUGUGUGUGUGUGUGUGUGCGUGUGUGUGGGUGACCAGUGCGCUCUUCCUCCCUCCAGACCGAAGUGUACUGUCGAUAGAAAUACUUCUCAGUAUGUGUAAAAUAAUGUACAAUUAAAGCAAACUUAGCACU
Alosa alosa (allis shad) is the source of this 2771-nucleotide messenger RNA. It is a transcript of the gene ccdc85cb, whose product is annotated as coiled-coil domain containing 85C, b. Gene Ontology annotation, cellular component: apical junction complex. The transcript has 8 exons. The record is from RefSeq and is a predicted model, not a curated record. Bases 830 to 2086 code for a protein of 418 amino acids. NCBI's taxonomy places the organism in Eukaryota, Metazoa, Chordata, Actinopteri, Clupeiformes, Clupeidae.